Marasmius oreades (fairy-ring Marasmius) is the source of this 685-nucleotide messenger RNA. RefSeq lists its product as uncharacterized. The coding region runs from base 22 to 588 and encodes 188 amino acids. Gene Ontology annotation, cellular component: cytoplasm. Gene Ontology annotation, biological process: cellular response to oxidative stress; cell redox homeostasis. NCBI's taxonomy places the organism in Eukaryota, Fungi, Basidiomycota, Agaricomycetes, Agaricales, Marasmiaceae. The transcript has 4 exons. The record is from RefSeq and is a predicted model, not a curated record. Gene Ontology annotation, molecular function: thioredoxin peroxidase activity.
GUGUCGCUCUGAGUUUGCCUAAUGUCUUCUCUCAUAAACAAAGAAGCCCCCUCUGUAACGAUACCGGACGAGAAUGACAAACCGUACACAAUCGAGCCAGGCAAAUCUGGGAAGCCUUUGGUCCUAUUCUUCUAUCCCAAGUCUGGUUCCUACGGGUGUACGAAGGAGGCAUGCCAAUUUCGAGAUGCUAUUUCUGAGAAGGGCAGCUUCAAGUCAGACAAAGUGACUGUGAUCGGUAUCAGCGGUGAUCCAGUUGAGAAGCAAAAGCUCUUUGUGGAGAAACAAAAGUUGACGUUCCCUGUGUUGAGUGAUAAGGAAGGGAAAGCUCGCAAAGCAUAUAAUGUGGGACGAGGAAUGAUGGGUCUUACAGAUGCGAGGGUGACGUUCAUCAUUGAUGAGAAAGGAAUAGUUCGAGAUGCCCUAGACGCGACGAUGAACUAUGGUGCCCACUCAAAGUUUGUUGCACAAUGGUUGGAGAAACUUGAGAAAGAGAAACAAGAACCAUCGAAAGAUGUUGGAACACAAGCUAGCGCUGAAUCUGAGGCACCGAUGGUGACUGGGGCGGGAACGGAAGGGCCGUCCAAGUAAACCUGCAUUCAAGUUGUAACUAAGGACUCUUCAUUCUUGAAUUAAAUACUCGAAUGGCGGCAGCUGGAGAACGCCCCGCUGUAUGCGCACUCCUUCC